AUGUCGUUCCGCCGCGCCUUGGCGCUGGCCGCCUGCGGGCUGGCCGGCGGCUCCGUCCUCUUCUCCGCCGUUGCCGUGGGCAAGCAGCCGGCCCGCGGCGGCGACGCCGAGCCGCGGCCGGGGGGCUCUGCCGCCGCCGUUCCCCCCGCUUCUGCGGCGCCGCCGGGUUUGCUGCUGCUGCCGCCCGCCGCCGCCGCCGCCUCCUGCCCGCCGGCUCCCGGCUGGAUCGAGAGACCCGCCGGCACCGGCGGCUACUGGGACAGCAACUGGGACAGACGUGAACCACUGGCUCUUAUCAACCUCAAAAAGAAAAAUGAAGAAACUGGGGAAGAAGAACUUGCUUCACGCUUAGAUCACUGCAAAGCAAAAGCCACCAGGCACAUAUUCCUUAUCCGUCAUUCUCAAUAUAAUCUGGAUGGCCGGGCUGAUAAAGACAGAACUCUGACCCCACUGGGUCGAGAGCAGGCUGAGCUGACUGGACACAGGCUGGCAAGCUUGGGAUUAAAAUUUGAUCAGAUUAUCCACUCCUCCAUGACUAGAGCAACUGAAACAACUGAAAUUAUAAGCAAACAUCUCCCAGGAGUCAAAAAAAUUAGUACUGAUCUGCUGAGAGAGGGAGCACCUAUAGAACCAGACCCUCCAGUCUCUCACUGGAAACCAGAAGCUGUGCAGUAUUACGAAGAUGGAGCUCGAAUUGAGGCUGCUUUUCGAAACUUCAUUCAUAGAGCUGAUGCAAAGCAGGAAGACGACAGCUACGAGAUCUUUGUCUGCCAUGCCAAUGUGAUCCGCUAUAUUGUGUGCAGAGCAUUGCAGUUCCCCCCAGAAGGCUGGCUGCGAAUGUCUCUCAACAAUGGCAGUAUAACUCACUUGGUGAUACGUCCCAAUGGAAGAGUGGCACUUCGAACGCUGGGUGACACAGGUUUCAUGCCUCCAGAUAAAAUCACGCGCACCUGAAUGAGCAAAACUGAUGGCUGUCCAGGAGCUGCCUCUAGUCUCUUUGCACUAGUACAUUCAGCUACAGUACCACUAGAUUUUUUUCUGUUACGUUGGGGUGUGAUGCUGUCUUAAAAAUGUCCUUCAGCCCCCUUGCCUCCUUCAUAGAUACUCAUAUCUGCCUUUCAGUCCAGAAAAGAAGAAAUCUUUGUAAGCCUGAAGCUGUCCAGUCCUCAAGUAUUCCCCAAAACUCAAAGCUGAGCUGUGGAAUACAAAGAGAUUGAAUGUCUGUGUGCUCAGCAGUUGCAAAAGCACUGACUUUCCUUACCUGC
Messenger RNA from Gavia stellata (red-throated loon), 1265 nucleotides. It is a transcript of the gene PGAM5, whose product is annotated as PGAM family member 5, mitochondrial serine/threonine protein phosphatase. Gene Ontology annotation, biological process: positive regulation of mitochondrial fission. Gene Ontology annotation, cellular component: mitochondrion. The coding region runs from base 1 to 954 and encodes 317 amino acids. The record is from RefSeq and is a predicted model, not a curated record. The transcript is spliced from 6 exons. NCBI's taxonomy places the organism in Eukaryota, Metazoa, Chordata, Aves, Gaviiformes, Gaviidae.